Molecule: messenger RNA, 1244 nt
Organism: Uloborus diversus
Lineage: Eukaryota; Metazoa; Arthropoda; Arachnida; Araneae; Uloboridae
Product: clotting factor B-like
Exons: 6
Coding region: 49-936 (295 amino acids)
Biological process (GO): proteolysis
Molecular function (GO): serine-type endopeptidase activity
Source: RefSeq, a predicted model, not a curated record
CUCACAUGUUGAAGGGCCGAUUCCGCUGUAGGCAUUACCUUCCAGAACAUGGAGAAAAUACUGCACAUGGUCUUGAUGUUCGUAUUCCAGAUCGCAAUUGUUCACGCAGAGGAAACUUGUGGAGUGCCUGGAACAACCAGAUAUGUUUAUAGAAAGAACCCAAAAUCUCCUCAUGCUUCUAUCAUAAAAGGCAUAGAAUCAAAACAACUAAAAUGGCCCUGGAUGGUCGUUAUUACGAAGAGAAACGUUUCCUCUACGCACUGCACUGGUUUUCUAAUUGACAGAACACACGUUCUAACUGCUGGUCACUGUUUCAUGCGAAGCAGAUCUCCUGACAAAUAUACGAUUGUAAUUGGCAACGUCAAGAUACAGAACGGAAAAAAGUACUACAUCAGCCGAAUCAACGUUCAUAAAGGAUAUAACGACAGUUUCUUCUACGAUGAUAUUGCUCUUGUAAAACUGAAGAGAAAGGUUCGCUUUGAAGGAUUCAAGCCUAUUUGCCUUCCUGAUAAGAAGCUAUCCACACGAGAUCUCACUGGGCUUUUUGCAACAGCAGCGGGAUGGGGUUUAACUAGUUUAACACUAUUCGCAAAAACAAGUGAUGUCCUCAUGCAACUGAACAAAGUUCCUAUCAUCUCCAACGAAAAUUGUACCAAGAUACUCAAUAAAAAAAGUAUGUCGUUUAGCAGGCAAUUUCCUUUUAACAUUACUUCUGGUCUAUUGUGCACUGGAGUUUCAAGUCCGGGGCAAAACGCCUGCAAGGGAGAUUCUGGGGGUCCUCUGAUGUUCAGCGAUCGUGGUCGAUGGUAUGCUAUUGGAGUGUUUUCAUUUAUGUACAACUGCGGUUCAACUGGAAAUCCAAGCGGAUAUACGAGAAUCUCAGAGUAUUUGAGAUGGAUCCAUCAACAUGUGGACAGAGAUAAUAACAGCACAUAAAUUCUUUCCAAGAUACAAUUAUAGAGUGGUUCUAAUUAAGGGACGCUUAACCUUGGAGGAGUUGAAUUAUGUUAGAGAAUAAAAAGGAGAAAUUCUGAUACUGGCAGAAAGCUAAUAAUCGUUAUUGAUAAUGCAAACUGGCUAUCGUCACCUCUAUUGUAACAACUGGAAUCUUCAAUCUUUUGUCCGACUGAAGUCAUCUAAUCAGUCACUCUGUAUAUUCCAUGUACUUGUUUUCAAUUGUAGGUGAUGAAAUAUGAAUAAAUACAUCACUUCGAUUUUGCGAAUGCCUACUUAAAGUUUGUGAA